AUGUUAAAAAGCUUGCCAUUGAUAGUCAAUCAAACAAUUCAGCCUCGAAAAGAAGCUCCUCUGAUCAUAAACUUAGUUUCAGAAAGUGAGGAUGCAGGCAUUGAGGAACUAGAGAGCGAGGAACACGAAAGUGAGAAUGAGACCAGGAGUGAAGAUGGUACUGAAGAAGGUGAAGAGAUAGCCAGGCCAAAUUCGAGCAGUGGAAAAAACACCCGGAGUAUUCCAAUUGUUGCAAGCCGUUGGAGUCGGGUAUAUUCGUAUCAGCAAAGUAGCAAAAUGGCAGAUGGUGAAGGAAAAAAAGAAGAUCGCUCUGUUUCAAUUAGAAAAUAUACAGCAAAAAUUAAGAGCCUGCCGCUCAAUAAAGACAUACCUAAGAGACACAAGGGCAGUAGCACUGAUUUCAGAAACGAAAAAGAUCAAUACAGUGAAGAGUACGAUGAUAGCAAGGAGGAAAAGGGUAUUCGUUUUCCGCUUUUAGCAUAUACAGGAAAUUCUCUGAACCUUCCGAUCGCUAAGGGCACGGUCCCUGGACCCAAGUAUGGCAGAGAACUUUCGUUGGCACUUCAACGGCUAGAAGAACACACUAUUCCAAGUUCAAAGAAUUCAAGACAAACACCUCAUUGCGCGAAUCAUCAUAGCAAUAUGAAUCAAAAAGGUCAGAGAUACAUCCAUGGAAGAAAGGUUACGCCGAAGAUUCACAAAACAAACGGGAGCAUUAUCUCAUCAUCAAUACCAGAACUCAAGACGAAGGAACUUUCACGCGGUAAAGACAUAGUGACUCGGAGAGUCAAGCGAGGAAGAAACGGCAUGCCGAAGACACCAGAAGAUAGGAAAGGUAGUGGAACCGAAGAAGAGAACAAAGAAGAUUCUGCAAUCCUUCUCGCACAGUCACAUUCAACUCCCUCUAAACACACAUCACCAGCACAUGCCAGCAUGGCUCUAGAGCACAAGUUGAAGUCGAACGCCAUGCCAAGUAUUGCACAAGAACAGGAGAAUAAGGGACAACCGAAUUAUCUCUCCCAUCCAUCUCCUCCUUUACUAGAUGGAUCAAGAUCGAAGCGCCAAAAGACAGCGGCUGUCAGUUCGCGGAACGAAGUGAAUAAGGACAUUGAUGGAGUGCUUCGAGUUGGGUCCAUGAAUCGACCCAUCCCAGAGAAAGUUACAAAUCGUCGUUCGUCUACAGAAGUUAUUAGAACCAAACCAGCAAAAUUUUUCACCGAUCUUCCAGGGUUGGUAAUUCGUCAAAUCGUCGACACCGUUUGUGAGCAGGAAGGUGAAAAACUCAUCUCCUCAAUAUGUUUCGGGCUCACUUGUAAACUUCACUGGGCUUUUUUCAAGGCCCGAUGGUGUCCUCCAGGCACUGAUAGGAUCUACGAGGGAUAUCUACCAAAAGAAGACCAAGCACUUCUCGCACCUUUGCUGCAGAAUUGGGUUCCAGAAAGAUAUCGAAUGAUGUCGGGCAAAGGUGGUAAAGGUGGUCCAAGCUUAGUCCCAAUGUUUCUUUCAAAGAAUCAAUACGGGGAAGGAUAUACGAGAGAAGAGGGAAGAUUAGAGAAAAGAUAUAUUGCCUGUCUCUCAAUCCUCGAUGCUACCAAUCAAGAUGGUCUACAGCUAAAGCCCAGCCGCGGCUUACAUGCGAUGAUAGAUAACACGAUUGAUUUGCCAAGCCCGCAUGGAAUGGGUCAUUCUUGGUACGAUGCUAGUGCCUCUGAAUACUUAUUUCUGGUUGAGGGAUGGGAAUAUUCAACAUUGAAUGGUGAAGGUCCUGGAUUCAAAGCCAUUUGUGAGUCGUGGCAUACUUUUCAAAAUACAUGUUUGUGGGACUGGGUCAAUGGCAAGAAUUUCAAUCAGUUUUGUGAAGAUUGGAUGGAUGACGAAGGAAUGAAAGGAAGGCAGAAGGUCAAACAGACUUUAAUCAAGUUUGACAAGAAAGUGAAACAUUUUCAGGCAAGUAACCAUGAUUUGGAAGAUACGGUUAUCGCUGGUGCUGUUGGUGCUGUUGAUGAAAUGGUGAUGGAGGAUAUUAUCCAGGUGUUAUGA
Botrytis sinoallii is the source of this 2040-nucleotide messenger RNA. RefSeq lists its product as uncharacterized. The coding region runs from base 1 to 2040 and encodes 679 amino acids. Lineage: Eukaryota; Fungi; Ascomycota; Leotiomycetes; Helotiales; Sclerotiniaceae. The record is from RefSeq and is a predicted model, not a curated record. The transcript has a single exon.